Messenger RNA from Nelumbo nucifera (sacred lotus), 903 nucleotides. Its product is annotated as Preprotein translocase Sec, Sec61-beta subunit protein. NCBI's taxonomy places the organism in Eukaryota, Viridiplantae, Streptophyta, Magnoliopsida, Proteales, Nelumbonaceae. Gene Ontology annotation, biological process: intracellular protein transport. Gene Ontology annotation, cellular component: Sec61 translocon complex. The record is from RefSeq and is a predicted model, not a curated record.
CUAGACAAUUUAUCAAGGCAGUUAGCAGGUGAAGUGAAGAGACCCAAACAACUACCAGGUCCAGAAUCAAUCCUCCCCUCUCUCACCAGAACCAGCAGGCAGCAGCACUCAAAUACCCAACCUCCCUCUCUCCCUUUCUCUCGCUGUUUCGUUUCGGGAAUCCAACUUCCACGACAAGAAGAAUUAACAACCAAAAUGGCGCGGGGUGCAUCUCAGUCUCAGGCUUCGUCUUCAUCGUCGGCUCGGCCAGGCACCGUCGGCAUAGCGCCGCGCGGAUCUGCUGCCGCAACGGCAGGGAUGCGGCGCAGGAGGCUCGGAGGUACUUCUGGAGGCAGCUCCGGCGGGUUUAGCGCUGGCGGGAGCGGAAGCAACAUGCUGAGGUUCUAUACUGACGACGCCCCUGGCUUGAAGAUAACUCCCACCGUCGUCCUCGUGAUGAGCCUCUGCUUCAUCGGCUUCGUCACCGCUCUCCACGUCUUUGGUAAGCUCUACCGCUACAGAUCUGGUGCCGGAGCUUGAUUCAAGAUUCGAACAUCUUAUCUUCUCCAUCUUAAAACAGCUGCGAUUAGGCCUCUCUUGGUUUUUGGAUAAUACGGAUUUUUGGCACUGUAAAGUCCCUUCUUGUUUCAAGCUUAUUUGCGUACGGUAGUUUGCAGUUUUUAGAGUUGUUCUAUUUUGUUCUUCUGUUUUUUUUUUCCCUUCAAUUUUCUUGAAUUUGGUUUUGGCUGACUAAAUGAUGUAGGAUGUAUGGCCGAAGCCCUUCAAUUUGCGUUUGUUGAUCGACUUGCUUUUACUUGUUGUAUUCAACUUGAGCGAGUCACCUCUAUAUCCGAAAUUUUGGUCAUGAUUGUAGGUCUUGGUUGGCCUUUGUAGAUGAUUCCCAAUUUCCCUUUUGAUCUUUUA